AUGUAUCCUCUCUCCACACGCUCCACCUUUUGUCCUACUAGUGCUGUUCCCAGCUCGCUCACCGCUGACCAGCACCCACCGGCACCAGCGCAGCGGCCAACCACCAUGCAUCAUCCCUCGCCCUUCCUCCUCCUCCUCCUCGCCGCCUCGCCUCUGGUCGCCACCGCGGCGACGUUCAACUGCGUCGGCGGAGUUUACAAGGCCAACAGCACCUACGAGGCCAACCUCCACCGCCUGGCCGCCGUGCUCCCGGCCGAGACCGCCGCCUCCCAAGACCUCCAGGCGUCCCGCGGCGUGGGGUACUGGCCCAACCGGCCGCGGGCCUCCUCGCGGUGCUACUGGGGCGUCGGCUCUUCCUCCUGCGCCGCCUGCGUCGCCGGCGCCUUCCGGGAGGCGGAGAGGGCGUGCCCGUACGGCAAGAAGGCGGUCGUCUUCGCCCGCAACUGCACGCUCAGUCUCGCCGAUUUUCCUCGAGCUCUCGGCUUCCGCACCAUCAGUUGGCUUGACCUCUUGGGUCCGGGACUCAUAUUUCAAGCAAUUGGAUUUGCAUGGCUUUUCUUCCUGCUUCUGCAAGAAUGGCGUGAUAAACGAAGAGCCUCUAUGAUGCGUUGUAGCUCUCUUCCAUCUGAAGAUCAGUAG
Molecule: messenger RNA, 639 nt
Organism: Triticum turgidum subsp. durum (durum wheat)
Lineage: Eukaryota; Viridiplantae; Streptophyta; Magnoliopsida; Poales; Poaceae
Source: the annotation of a GenBank genome assembly